GGCCGGGCCGGCCGGGGGAUGUCGAUGCCUGACGCGAUGCCGCUGCCCGGGGUCGGGGAGGAGCUGAAGCAGGCCAAGGAGAUUGAGGACGCCGAGAAGUACUCCUUCAUGGCCACCGUCACCAAGGCUCCCAAGAAGCAAAUUCAAUUUGCUGAUGACAUGCAAGAAUUCACCAAAUUCCCCACCAAGACUGGUCGAAGAUCUUUGUCUCGUUCCAUCUCUCAGUCCUCCACUGAUAGCUACAGUUCAGCUGCAUCCUACACAGAUAGCUCUGAUGAUGAGGUUUCCCCCCGAGAAAAGCAGCAAACCAACUCCAAGGGCAGCAGCAAUUUCUGUGUGAAGAACAUCAAGCAGGCAGAAUUUGGACGCCGGGAGAUUGAGAUUGCAGAGCAAGACAUGUCUGCUCUGAUUUCACUCAGGAAACGUGCUCAGGGGGAGAAACCCUUGGCUGGUGCUAAAAUAGUGGGCUGUACACACAUCACAGCCCAGACAGCGGUAUUGAUUGAGACUCUGUGUGCCCUGGGGGCUCAGUGCCGCUGGUCGGCUUGCAACAUCUACUCCACCCAAAAUGAAGUGGCUGCAGCUCUGGCUGAGGCUGGAGUUGCAGUGUUUGCUUGGAAAGGCGAGUCAGAAGAUGACUUCUGGUGGUGUAUUGACCGUUGUGUGAACAUGGAUGGGUGGCAAGCCAACAUGAUCCUGGAUGAUGGGGGAGACUUAACCCACUGGGUUUAUAAGAAGUACCCAAACGUGUUUAAGAAGAUCCGAGGCAUUGUGGAAGAGAGCGUGACUGGUGUUCACAGGCUGUAUCAGCUCUCCAAAGCUGGGAAGCUCUGUGUUCCAGCCAUGAAUGUCAAUGAUUCUGUUACCAAACAGAAGUUUGAUAACUUGUACUGCUGUCGAGAAUCCAUCUUGGAUGGCUUGAAGAGGACCACAGAUGUGAUGUUUGGUGGGAAACAAGUGGUGGUGUGUGGCUAUGGUGAGGUGGGGAAGGGCUGCUGUGCUGCUCUCAAGGCCCUCGGAGCAGUUGUCUACAUCACAGAAAUCGACCCCAUCUGUGCUCUGCAGGCCUGCAUGGAUGGGUUCAGGGUGGUAAAGCUAAAUGAAGUCAUUCGGCAAGUUGAUGUCGUAAUAACUUGCACAGGAAAUAAAAAUGUAGUGACGCGGGAACACUUGGACCGCAUGAAAAACAGUUGUAUUGUUUGCAACAUGGGCCACUCCAACACGGAAAUUGAUGUGACCAGCCUCCGCACCCCGGAGCUGACGUGGGAGCGAGUCCGUUCUCAGGUGGACCAUGUCAUCUGGCCAGACGGCAAGCGUGUCGUCCUGCUAGCAGAGGGGCGCCUGCUCAACCUGAGCUGCUCCACCGUCCCCACCUUCGUCUUGUCCAUCACAGCCACCACACAGGCUUUGGCACUGAUAGAGCUCUAUAAUGCGCCCGAGGGACGAUACAAACAAGAUGUGUACUUGCUUCCUAAGAAAAUGGAUGAGUACGUUGCCAGCUUGCACCUGCCGUCAUUUGACGCCCACCUGACAGAGCUGACAGAUGACCAAGCAAAAUAUCUGGGACUCAACAAAAAUGGGCCAUUCAAACCCAAUUAUUACAGAUACUAACGGACCACAUUAGCAAGGACCAGUCCACAUGAACCAUGCAACUCUAAAAGAAAUAUUUUUUAAGAUAACUUUUAUUUUCUUCUUAUUCCUUUCUUCUUGAUUUGUUUUCCUGUAAUUUCAUUCAUGUUUUGUUUUUCAUCUCAUUGUCCAAGUUCUGCAGGCCACACAGGAACUUGCUUCAUGGCUCUCUAGAUGAAACUGAGAUUCAAGGUUCCUCACCCUAGUCACUAAAGAAGGAUUUACUCUCCCAGCCCAGAAAGGUGAUUUCUUUCUAUACUAUUUCUGGGGACGUUAGUCUUAAUUAGGUACCUUAUUAACAAGAAAUGCUAAGGUACCUUCUAUGUGGAACAAUCUGCAAUGUCUAAAUUGCCUUAAAGAGCCCAUUUCUUAGCUGCUGAGAUCGUGCUCUUUCACUUCUUCAGAGGAGCAGGGAUGGUACCUACCAGCCAGGUAGGUUAGAUGUAGGCGGUGCAUGUUAAUUUCCCCUAGAUGCCCACAGCCCAAGCCCUGUUUGCUAUGUAAAGGUGGUAUAUCUGGUUCUAAGAUGUGUACGCGUGAGUUGUGCUUGUUAAGAUCCAAUAGGCCCACUUGGAUUUAGUACAGCCCCCUUCCUCUACUCCCACAAGAUCGUCUCGUUUUCCAGGAUUUUAACCAAAUUGCAUUCUAUUAAACUGAAUUUUGUUCCCAGCAUUUAUUUCUGUUGUACAAAAAGAUAUUUAAGAAACAUUUCUAGUGUAACACUGGGGAAGUGCUCGGGUGGUUAGUUGUUCUCAGUUUCACUUUUGAACCUUUGGAGCUAAGAGCGCAGAGCUGAGGCUAGAGAAGUGCUUGUCUCAGACUCUGAUAAAUCCCUCUGUUUCUAGACCAUCGUUUAUUGCAUCAAUGAACUGGGGCCAUAAAAUCAAGUUCUAUCAGCUCUGCCCCAUACAGCUUUUGCUGAAGGCAAAUUUCUUGAGCCAUUACUCAGUAAAAUGCACUGAGCUCUAUCUUUAGGAUUUAUCCUUUAAGAGCAAAUUUCUGGUCAGCUGUGCUUUUGCAACCUAAAAUAUUUAAAGGGAGGUAGAAGUGGAUGGGAGGAAGAAGGCUAUAUUGGGCCAGGGUGGGGGAAAUCUGGUUCCAUCUGACUUGUUUAGGACAGUAGUUUCACAGAAGUGGUGCCGUUUUUGACUGGCACAUAGCACACAAAGCUUGAAAUAAGAUCUUAAAGGGUAGUUGGUGCAUAGAGAAAGUCAUCCACAUGCCCUGGCUCGUGCUCUGAAUGAACCCCGAAAGGCUCUCAGAGAUCAGAGAGCUGUAUUCCCACGCCAUGCACCCUGCUCACCAGCAUUUCUGCAUGGUCAGAUGAGCUGUGUGCUCACGAGCUUUAAGUAUAUAAUUAUCCAGGAUUCCAAGUCCUCAACUUGUUCUAGCUUGCCCUUCAAAGUUGAGCCAGGCAUUAAUGCUAGGUACUAGAGGUUCUCGUUUCUUUAUUGCUAUUGGUCAGAGAGACAGAUGUUAAAAACAGGAAUACAAAAAAGGAAGACUUUCACCCUGAAGCUUCCUAGCAGGGGAUAAUGUUCUUGCCAAAACAUUUUUCCCAUUCCUCUCCUGUCUCUUCCCACCUAGCCCUUCCCACCCCUUGCCAGUGUGACCAUGCUUUCUUCUCUGUAGAUGCUAAUGGUUCAAGCCCUUUCUCCCAGGGCAUUUAACCAGCCAAUCAGAAACCACAUCCUUUAGGUGAGGUAACCUGACCAACAGUGGUGCCUCAGUCAGCUCUGCUGGGGGGAAGGGACCCAGGUUCUGCUGCCCUUUGGCCCGCCCCCUGCUCCCAUAUCUGUUGCUGUGUCCAUAGGAAUAAUAGGUAAGGGCUCCGUCUCUGUCAAGCCAUGUAACAAAGGACACUGUGGGGAAAUGUCUGGCAUCAGAGGGAGCAUAUUGAGAGCAACGUGGAGGAACAAGUUUAUUUUGUAUUGAGUGAUUUUUAAUGAAUGCAAUAUUAAUCCUUGCAGAUGAGCAAUAAUCAUUAAAGUCAAUUAAAAUGAUAAGACCUA
This is a messenger RNA of Condylura cristata (star-nosed mole), 3641 nucleotides long. RefSeq names its product adenosylhomocysteinase-like 1 (gene AHCYL1). The coding region runs from base 19 to 1611 and encodes 530 amino acids. Gene Ontology annotation, biological process: L-methionine cycle. The transcript has 17 exons. Gene Ontology annotation, cellular component: cytosol. The record is from RefSeq and is a predicted model, not a curated record. Lineage: Eukaryota; Metazoa; Chordata; Mammalia; Eulipotyphla; Talpidae.